Molecule: messenger RNA, 606 nt
Organism: Lindgomyces ingoldianus
Lineage: Eukaryota; Fungi; Ascomycota; Dothideomycetes; Pleosporales; Lindgomycetaceae
Exons: 1
Coding region: 1-606 (201 amino acids)
Source: RefSeq, a predicted model, not a curated record
AUGAAAUUUUGUUUCAGGAUUGACGAAAUCGCGCAGUCGUCUAGUGACACGGUUUUUGACGAAUACGGAAUCCGGUUCCCCCCAUCAGAACCAGAAGGUCAUAGAAGAGCAGGAGGAGGGAUCUCAGGCGCAUAUUGGUGCUGUACGGGUGCAAAGGUUUAUGAAAUCCCGACUCUACCCCAAGGAGUAGCACGGUAUAAAACCUUCUCAAUGUAUUACUACGGGGGCGUUGGUUUCUGGAUCCUGCGAGGGGAUGCUGUAAAUCCUAAGGAUAAGGAAGUUUGGCAUCCACUUACGUUUGACUGGGAUUAUAAGGACUCUUCAUCCUUCCUAACACUUUUUGGGGCACAUGGCACACUUCUAGUACAGCGCGAAAAACAGGAAUGGCCGCACAUACUUCUCCCCAGUAUUCAUCAUACUACUAGUAUGACGCCUUACGAAACCUAUGGCGGCUUAUGUGGAGAGCUACCAAUUUUUCUUGGCCUAAUGGCAUUCUCUGUACGGAAGGAAGAUCUUCAGGAUAUCCUACCUACCCUUUACCGAGAGGGGAAGUGGGCCACACAUAAAUAUCCGCAUGGACGUACGUAUUUUCACUCUUCGGUCUAA